Ahaetulla prasina is the source of this 2825-nucleotide messenger RNA. It is a transcript of the gene SLAMF6, whose product is annotated as SLAM family member 6. Lineage: Eukaryota; Metazoa; Chordata; Lepidosauria; Squamata; Colubridae. The coding region runs from base 552 to 1367 and encodes 271 amino acids. The record is from RefSeq and is a predicted model, not a curated record. The transcript is spliced from 7 exons.
AGUUGAAGGCCACCCAUCUUAAAGCAUGCUGGCUGGGGAAUUCUGGGAGUUGAAGUCCACCCAUCUUAAAGCAGGCUGGCUGGGGAAUUCUGGGAGUUGAAGUCCACCCAUCUUAAAGCAUGCUGGCUGGGGAAUUCUGGGAGUUGAAGGCCACCCAUCUUAAAGAAUGCUGGCUGGGGAAUUCUGGGAGUUGAAGUCCAAAGUCAUAAAGUGGCCAAGGUUGGAGGCCCCUGGUUUAGAAGAUGGGGAGAACCUGAGUGGCCUCCUUGGAAAGAUGACCAAUUGGGUGGACUGAGGAGGCACUCAGGACAGCUGAAAGAAGAGUUCCCAGGUUCAGCGAUGGAACGCAGCUGGGAGCCUGAGCCCUUCUCUUCAAGACAAAAGUACAAGAAGGGACAUGCAUUGUACAACUUCGUCUUAAUCACCCUGUGAUUUCUUCAGAUCUUCUUGACUUCCUCCUGCAAAGAGGAAACGAAGCCAGCUUGAAAGAGGAACUCUCUUGGUUCCUUCUGUCCCACCAGAGCUCCUGGUCAAGAAAAAACAGAGGGAGCAUGUGGCAGCUUUGGAUCGUGGCCCUCUUUCAUCUUGCAGCCUUCCAAGAGGUGGAACAUGAUUCCAAAGAGGGAUCCAAGAGGGCUCUGCACGAAUUUCAAGAUGGGGUCACCUGGAACAAGACGGUGCUGGAAAAUGAGACAAGCACCACUUGGAGAUCAACAUGGGCGGUCAGCACAACCGCUUCUCUCCUGACCGUGCAAACCAGCACUGACUACAAAGCCAGGAGGCUGACUGCCCCAACCAUCACCGUCCGUGCCGAGAACGGGACCUGCUGGGUCCUCCUGAGAUGUGCAGUGCCAGAAGAGGAAGCCGGCAACCUGAAUUUCACCUGGCUGCAGGUCAACGGCAACGUGGUUCUCUCCACGGCGCAGACGCUGAACGUCACCCAGAAGCCUGAGCAGGGCGCCCCGGAUUACGUCUGCAUCGUUCGCAGCCAGGCGGGGGAACGUUCCAGUGUGGUUUCGUUGAAGAAGCAUUGCCAGGAUCCGCCUAUCACCAGCAAAUAUCUCUCGGCAUCUUUUUACGCAAAAUACAUCGUCCCACUUUUGAUCGUUCUUGUGAUCUUGCUGGUCCUCUUCUUAAUGUACAGACGAAAAAGAGGGAGAGAAAUACACAGCAGCAUGGAGUCCAUCAACGAGUCUUCAGAUUCCGACAACGAGGUGGGUCCUUCGGUGGAACAGAUGGCAGAGGUCAGCUUCCUUCCCGAGGGCGUUAAACCUCUCCCUCAGGACAACACGUCCAUCGCAGAAGCAGCCAUCAGCAACCAGGAACAGGCCUCUGAAACACCGAAGCAACUUUCAACUCAAGCAUGAUUUUUGCUUCAGAUCCUGGGUCACUGCCUUCUCCCCCAUGUUAUGGAGCGUUAAGGAUGGUGGAGUGGGGAAAGAGGUAAGAAGCCCUGGAAUGCCCCACACACAAGAGGAGGCACCUCCUGGCUUCCAAGACUGGAAUUGUAUCUCCAACUUCCCUGGUGGCAAAACUGCCAUCAAAGGAGCAUGACCAUUUUAGUCUUGCUUAGGUUCUUGGCAGUUUUGGCCAGACUCUCUUUUUGGAUAAUUUUCCGAGAAUUGGAACUGGAAAAGACCACACUCGGAAUACUAUAUCCAAUUCUGGUCACCACACUAUAAAAAAGAUGUUGAGAACUUGAGACCCUGGAAGAAAUGCAGAGAAAAGCAACAAAGAUGAUUAGGAGGCUAGAGGUUAAACCAUACAAUGAGCUAUGUUCCUGUAUUUGAGGGGCUGCCACAGAGAGGAGGGGGUCAAGCUAUUUUCCAAAGCACCUGAAGGCCAGACAAGGAAUAAUGGAUGGAAACUGACCAAGGAGAGAUUCAACCUGGAAAUAAGGAGAAAUUUUCUGACAGUGAGAGCAAUCAACCCAUGGAACAGAAGUUGGCUUCGGAAGUUGUGGGAGCUUCAUCCCUAGAACCUUUCAAGAAGAGACUGGAUCUGUCAGAAAUGGUGUUGGGUCUCCUGCUUGGGCAGGGGGUUGGACUAGAUGGCCUACAAGGUCCCUUCCAACCCUGUUCAUCUGUAAAAUCUGUAAACAAUUGAGGGAACCAGGAAUAUCUAGCAUGACAAAGAGAAGGACUAGGAGUGACAUAAGACAAUCUUCCAAUAUUUGAGGGGCUAUCUCAGAGAAGAGGGGGGUCAACUUAUUCUCCAAGGCACCUGAAGGCAGAACAAGAAGCCAUGGAUGGAAAAUGAUCAAAGAGAGGUCUAAUUUAGAACUAAGCAGAAAUUUCCUGAUUGAUGCAAAUUAAUCAAUGGACCGGCUUGCCUUCAGAAGUUGUGGAUGCUCCAUUGCCGGUUUUCAAGAAGAGAUUGGACAGCCAUUUGUCCAGAAUGGCCUUGAGCACUAGAAGACCUUCAGGGUCCUUUCCAAGCCUAUUAUUCUAUAGUGCAUGUUCCAAGUUGGAUGUUUCAUAUUAUGAUAUUUCUGCUCUUUGAGUGGGAGGUGAAGUGAGUUGCCCUUCUGGGUGUCUGAGGCCUUGUUCCACUCCCCUCUGAUGUUAGACAUUUGUGUGAAACCACUAGUAGUAGUCAUCCACCAAUUCUGGGCGACGUGUCAUCAGUCUGUAGGUGAUACCCAGUUAUCUACGCCUAUCCUGGGUUUGAAUGGAAGUCACCGUGGAAACCCUGACUGGGCCUCUAAAGGUUGUCAUGGCUUGGAUGAGUCAGAUUCCACAAGAGAGGGGCUACAAAAUGGAAUGAAUAAUCUUUUUUUUUUUAAUUGAAAAAGUUUUACAAAUCUUCUUUCUCCCCCGUUUCCC